GGCGUUGAUAAACAAACGUUACCUAGUUACACAGCUCGAAUUAGUUUGUGUUUUGUUGGAGCUACGUAACAGCUAUCGUCAGUUAGCAUAACCGAUGUAUGGUCAAAUGUAACAGAAAGUAAAGAAAUGCAACUUUGGCUUCUCUGUUGUCAAUACUCAUAAUAUAGGUGAACAAAACGGCAAUAAAAUAACAAUAUAUUGUAGCGUGACAUACAUUCAAAUGUUUUGGUGAAAAGAAACACGUAGUGUUUAGAAGAGGUAUUUGUUUUAAUGUACAGUAUGUGCAGUGUUUAUCUCCCUCUCCCAUGGCCUUCGGUGUCAGCUGUUGUCGAUGUUAAUGAUUAACAUGUCAAACUUCAUGUUGAAUUGUGGACGAGUACAGUAAACUCAAGUGCAUUUCUUUUGGCAUACAUGAAAAUUGAUGAUUUUUCCCAAGUAAACGGGAACCGGAAACCUAAAGUUUUGUGUAAAAAUCAGAUCACUCAGGACAUAUCUGUAUAAUUACUUAACAUCCUCCUGAAUGCAGAAGUGCAGUGUCGUCAGGUGAUUUGGUUUUUUUUUCCAGUGGUAGACAUUUUAAAGGCUUUAAAGGCUUGUUUGCUGUUCUUUUAUGUUGCUCCAACUGUUGCUGCCCUUCACAUCAUAGCAACGUUUAUGUUUGGUAAAUACUAACAUCUGAUCACGCGAUUAGAGACAAUAACACCCUAACACUGCAGUUAUUGAUGAGCACAGUCUCCUCUGUGAACCCGUCCGUCACAGAGGAAAAGAUCAGGCGAUCUUUACUGUGAUGAUGUAAAGUGAAGUACUGCCGUAGCUCAAUGGAAACUCCAGCGUCGGCCGAUCCGCCUCCCAACUCCACUCUACCUCCCCCCGUUCCCCUCCGCCCGGCUGUGGCCCCGUCGGUCCAGCUGGGCUUCACCAUCCUGUACACCACUCUGUACGCUGCACUCUUCCUGUUGGUGUACGUCCAGCUGUGGCUCCUCUACCUCUACAGACACAAACGAUGGAGCUACCAGAGUGUCUUCCUGUUCCUCUGCCUGCUCUGGGCUGCUCUGCGCACCACAUUGUUCUCUUUCUACUUCCACAAUGCACUGGAGGCCAACCACCUGCCCGUGGCAGUCUACUGGCUGCUCUACUGUUUACCCGUCUGUCUGCAGUUCUUCACACUCAGCCUCAUUAAUCUGUAUUUCACUCAGGUUCUGCUCAAAGUGCGGGAGACUCACAGCUCAGAGGAGGGCAGAAAACUGUGUGUGGCACGGUGCAUGUACAGUGCAAUGAACGUCAUCUUCCUGGGCGUCAACUUCGUCUGUGCCACGUUCUCGACACGCAGCGGCACAGCCCUGGGGACCUGGAAUCUUGUCCUGGUCCGGGUCAUAAUAAACGACUCACUUUUCAUCCUCGAAGCGGUGUUACUGGCCGCUCUGCUGUUGCUUUUGACCCGACACUCGCAUUCUACCAGCCCUUACCUGUUGAGUAAGGGCACCACCAUGUGUCGAACAGCAGCACUGGGAGCCGCCGUCAUCCUGUUGUUCACCAGCAGAGCGUGCUACAAUCUGACCGUCCUCUUCCUCUCCCAGAGCCACAGGGUGGAGUCCUUCAACUACGACUGGUACAAUGUCUCUGACCAGGCUGACCUGCACAGUGAGCUGGGAGACAAAGGCUACCUGGCCUUCGGUGCCAUCCUCUUCAUUUGGGAGCUGCUUCCAACCGGUCUGCUGAUCAUUAUCUUCAGGGUUCGCCAGCCUGCUCAGGAGACCAACGCCGUGGUCAUUAACAACAGAGUCCUGCCUCGACCGUAUUUCUUCGACGACCCUCAAGCCAGUGAUGAUGAUUUGCCUGUUCCAUGGGCGCGCAGUCCAAACCUGCAGCCAAGCUGGUACGGAGCAGAGAGCGCUCCUCUCCUCUUCGCCACUGAGCCUCCACACCGGAACCACCAGCACCAUUCCUUUUAUUCCACUCCCCAAAACUGAAGUGGACCACUCGCCCUGGGUCUGGUCCCACACAGACAGUAGUACCUCCAGCAAUGAGCAAAUUUUGCACAAAAAAACCCAACAAAUGAUCUCUCAGGAAAUCACCAGCAGCAAAAUGUCGUUCUGUACAGAUGGAGCUAAAAACAAGGAGAACUUUUCACACCAAAUAUAAAGACAUGGUGAAACGUGUAGCUGCUGUUCUGCCAUAGUGUGUUCGCCCAAUCAUCUCCAUGUCCUCGUUAGAACAACUGUUAAUGGCACAUUUAGCUUUGAUAGCAUUCCUUCAUAUAUAUAUAUAUAC
Molecule: messenger RNA, 2271 nt
Organism: Cynoglossus semilaevis (tongue sole)
Lineage: Eukaryota; Metazoa; Chordata; Actinopteri; Pleuronectiformes; Cynoglossidae
Gene: gpr137
Product: G protein-coupled receptor 137
Exons: 8
Coding region: 819-1970 (383 amino acids)
Biological process (GO): positive regulation of TORC1 signaling
Cellular component (GO): lysosomal membrane
Source: RefSeq, a predicted model, not a curated record